GGACGCGCGACCUGGCCGGCGCUGGAGGAAGGAGCCUGCUGAGGGAUGCCCAAGAAGUUCCAGGGUGAGAACACCAAGUCGGCAGCGGCCCGGGCACGGAGGGCUGAGGCCAAGGCAGCAGCUGAUGCCAAGAAGCAAAAGGAGCUGGAGGAUGCCUACUGGAAGGACGAGGACAAACACGUCAUGAGGAAGGAGCAGCGAAAGGAGGAGAAGGAGAAGCGGCGCUUGGAGCAACUGGAACGCAAGAAGGAGACACAGCGCCUGCUGGAGGAGGAAGACUCCAAGCUCAAGGGUGGCAAGGCCCCCCGGGUAGCAGCACCCAGCAAGGUCACCCGUGCCCAGAUAGAGGAGACGCUCCGCCGAGACCAUCCCCACAAGGAAGCACCGGACCCAGCUGAAAAAGCCAAGAGUCACCUGGAGGUGCCGCUGGAAGAGAACGUGAACCGCCGUGUGCCCGAGGAGGGCAGCGUGGAGGCACGCACCAUAGAGGAUGCCAUUGCAGUGCUCAGCAUGACGGAGGAGGCUGACCGGCACCCUGAGCGCCGUAUGAGGGCAGCCUUCACUGCCUUUGAAGAGGCGCAGUUGCCCCGUCUUAAACAAGAGAACCCCAACAUGCGUCUGUCACAGCUGAAGCAGCUGCUCAAAAAGGAGUGGCUGCGCUCACCGGACAACCCCAUGAACCAGAGGGCCGUGCCCUUCAACGCCCCCAAGUGAGCCUGGAAAUGGGGUAGCCAUUCCAUGGGGAGUCAGGGUCAUGACCCUCUACGCCUUCCCGCCAGGUCAGCUCCGACGGUUGCAGAGAAGGUGAGCCAUGGCGCCUGUAUCCUAGGAGCUAGGUGGCAUCAUUGGCUGUGCACGCCUCCUGCCAGGUGGUCCCUGCCCCCAGUAACACCCACUCCCAUUUCCUGUACGUGUGGAGCCCGGGACUGAGUACCCAAUAAAGUUGGACAGUGAGGCAGUGUGUGCACUUGAAGUCUAUGCGA
This is a messenger RNA of Talpa occidentalis (Iberian mole), 983 nucleotides long. RefSeq names its product coiled-coil domain containing 124 (gene CCDC124). The transcript is spliced from 5 exons. Gene Ontology annotation, cellular component: nucleus. NCBI's taxonomy places the organism in Eukaryota, Metazoa, Chordata, Mammalia, Eulipotyphla, Talpidae. Gene Ontology annotation, biological process: transcription by RNA polymerase II. The record is from RefSeq and is a predicted model, not a curated record. Bases 46 to 714 code for a protein of 222 amino acids. Gene Ontology annotation, molecular function: transcription coactivator activity.